This is a messenger RNA of Magnolia sinica, 1682 nucleotides long. Its product is annotated as transcription factor LRL2-like. The record is from RefSeq and is a predicted model, not a curated record. The transcript is spliced from 7 exons. Gene Ontology annotation, biological process: regulation of transcription by RNA polymerase II. Gene Ontology annotation, molecular function: DNA-binding transcription factor activity, RNA polymerase II-specific; RNA polymerase II cis-regulatory region sequence-specific DNA binding; protein dimerization activity. Lineage: Eukaryota; Viridiplantae; Streptophyta; Magnoliopsida; Magnoliales; Magnoliaceae. Bases 281 to 1348 code for a protein of 355 amino acids. Gene Ontology annotation, cellular component: nucleus.
AGCAGAGAUGCGCUUUGAGGCUCGCAUAUUUCCCCCGGAAAGGGUAGUUUCGUCAUUUUCACAGAUAACGGGGGUGUUUUCGCCUUUUCCGUUCCUUCCCGCGCUUCUGCGCUUCGCUCCGUUCUCUGGUCAGGUCUGCACAUGUACGACCGGGACGGCAGACCUACAAGUGCCUGCAUUUCUCCCUCUUCGAUUCCUUCUCAAAGGAAAACCCUAGAAAUUUCUCGGUCUCGACAGCUCUUCCUCAUCAGUUCAAAGCAGUCAACUGCACGUGCUUUGGAUGAUGAGUGGAUUAAGUCACCAUGAGACUUCUAUGCAGUCCAUACCAUCAGUUUCUGGGGGUCUGAGUGCCAAGGAAGCAUCGUUUCAUGAACUACCGAGAGAUGCUUCAAUGCACCCUAUCCUCAUGGUAGCUGAGAGGAACGGAGAUAGUUCUGCAAUGCAUUUGCUUUCCUCAACUGGGAUUUGUCAGCAUCAAGUCUCUGACAAUCAUGUUAAUUUGCUUUCUGCAAGUCCAAGGAUGCUGUGUGCUGUUCCUGCUUGGCACAUGCAAGGGGGUGUUAGUUUACUGCUUGCUAGCACAGAAACUGGAAAAGGCAUCUCUCAGGUUGGAACUGGUGAAAUAUAUGGGAGUUCAGGAAUUCAGACUGAUUCUGAGCUGAAACAACUGUAUAACUCUGCUAUGUUGUCUCCUGAUAAGAGUGCUUCCAAUGUAAUGCACAUGCUUGAUCUCAAUACAAGUGAAGCUGCAGAAAGUUCCUCAAGAGUUUUGAGCCGUGAACAAAAUGACAUGCUAUGUGGAGUAGAUCUAAAAAUACCAGUGAAUCUCGCUUCAUGUAAGCACCUGUCAAAUGGAGAACACUGUACUGUUUCUCAGUCUCAUUCUGCUGCAACUGUUACAACACCAGCUUUCGAUUCAAAAUUUCAUGGUGCACUAUCUAGAUGUGAAGCAACUGCUCAACAUGCUAUGUGUAAUCAGAUCCGCAAAGCAAGGAUUUCUAAAGGAGUGAAAGAACUGGAAGAACUUGUCCCAAAUUCUGGAAAGGGUAGUGGAGAAUCUGUGCUGGAUGAUGUUAUUGAAUAUGUCAAGUUCUUGAAACUUCAAGUUCUGCUCUUGAGUCAAAGUAGAUUGGGCAGUGAAGCAACACCUAAUCCUUUCAUUCAUCUUGAGGCAUUGCAGGGUUAUGGCCACUACCUGAUCCAUGAGCAGAUGGUGGGGGAGCCUCUCGAAGAAAUAAUAGGGCAGCUGAUGGAGAAGAACACACCAGUGGCAAACCAACUUUUAGAGAGGAAGGGCCUGUAUGUCAUCCCCAUGGCCUUGGCACAUGACGCCCUCCAAACCGAUUAGAUGCUGUUUCUCUCAACAGCCAAAAGCUUGGAUUCUCGACUAAACAAAUGGAUUUCUUUCUUGGUUACUCAAAACUAUGCCAACGUUUUGAACUUUGCUCUCAUACCACCCCAGACUGAAACUGGUAGCUGGCGAAGUGGAAGUCGAGGCUUUUGACUACUGAGCAUUUUUGGGUGAUUCGAAAGGUAAAGGAAUUUCGGUCAUUUUAUUUUUUAUUAAACAGAUGUUGGGUGGCUCGAUGCAACAAAUACUGAAAUGAUAUAUAGCAUUUGUGAAUAAUUCGAUUUUGGAUUGGUUGAUAUCACAUAUACAUACACUACAUUUCAGUAGUGGA